AUGGGGUCCAGUCUGAUUGAGAUGGAGGUUGCUGUGGUGCUGGGAGUGAACCUGGAGAAGGAUGAUAUUCAACUUUGGGACCAAGUAAAUGCGGCUGAUAUCCAUAGAGUCAUCAUCAGGAGUAGUGGUUACAGCCUGGAGUUCUGCAAUGCAGCACUCCAUCUGUGUGGUAUUGACAGCAAUAUGUGUGCAUGUAAUUGGAGGAGCUAUAAAGACAUGCUGGAACUUAAACAGAAGAUAGCUUGCUCUUUUCCUUCUGCACGCGCCAUAACCACUCAGCAUCCCCAAUCCCACUUUAUCAAUAUGAGCCGCCCUGUUACUUGUUCAAAAAAUGCCAACCAACGCCCCGGUCAAAUUGUUCUUGAUAUGCAAGUCAAACGUCAAAACCGUGCUGAGGUAGCCGAAGAAAAGAAACAGAAAGUCCUGGAUGAUAGAAUGACCAAGUUAGUAAUUAGGCAGGCUCUUGCAGCUCUUGCGGAGAGAGAAGAAGUACAAGCCAAGGAGGACCAAAUUGCACGGUGUCCUGGUGCCCAAGUGAAGUUAAAAAAGCAAACUGCUCCUCAGCGCCAUCAACUCCGUCAUAGUGAGAGGGAGGUGACUGUUUCUGACAGUGAAGGGGAAGGGGAAGGGGAAGGGGGAUUGUUAGUGGAUGGCCAGGAGGAAGUUGAAGGAAUGGCCAACCUGUCGCCUCCAUCACAGUGUCCUGGUACCCAAGCAAAGCUAACAAAAUAUCCUGCUCCUCAGCGUCAUCAUCUCUGUUGUACCAAGAGCCAAGUGAUUAUUCCUGACAGCAAAGGAGAAAGGUCAUCGAUCAAUAUCCAGGUUGAAAAAAUUGCUGACCUAGCACCCUCUCCUGUGUCUCAGAUCCGAGCCAUCCAGACAAAAAAGAGGCAGCUGGUUUGCCACAAGACCAUGCACUAUGUUGUUCCUGAAAGUGACGGAGGUGAGAAAGAGGAUGAGGAAGAAAUCAAGGAGAGGCUUCCAUCACCUGACAUUAACAACUCUGACUUGGAGUUCUGUGAGACGCAACCAAGCACUGGCCCUGAGUACCGCCCCAGGAAAAUAGCCAUCAAUAAUGAUGACUUGGAUAUAGAAAUCAGCGAAGGUCCAAAUACCACAACAGAGGCCAAUGACUUACCUGGUAGGAGAAAGGGGAGGGCUAGGCAUCAUGUUGCAGAAACAAGUGACAAGGAACAGCAGGAAAGAAAGAAGAGGAAAACAAGUGCAAGGGAAGCCAUCAGCAUGUUGCGAAUGCAACUGGACUUGGAUACUUGCCACAAUCAGAUCAAGUCAACCGGUACCAGUGGCAACAGCACGUCUAUCAAUGGCCUGGGUCACUGGCAUCAGCUUUUGCCGGCUAAAUCAGAAUGUGGGAGGCAGCAAUGGGAGGAAGCAAAUGUCCUCUGGCAGUUCAAUGUCCUCAAGGGUUGGGCCUCCGAUUUCGCCACUAGUGCCAAAUCAAAAAAGAGGGAGUAUGGAAAAUCAAAACUUACAUCCACAGCUGCAACCUCAGUGAAGAGCACCUCUGCUGUGUUUGAAGGUGGCGGUUUGGUAGAUUCAAAUGAAGAUGAGGUAGAUGAGCGGGCCGCAUUGACAGGGAAAAAAUGCACUACUUCAUUGGCUUUGGUCAAAAUUGAGGAGGGAACUAUUGUUCCAGCACCAAAAUGCAUCAAGUGUGAGGGCCCAAAUGUACGAGUCAAACCAAAAAAUGGUGAUCUUCCUGAGGGGUGCCAUAUUGAAAACAAAUGGCGCCUCAUUUUUGUACCGACAUUCCAAUGGUGGCUUGGGACAUCAGAAAAUCCUUGGAAUCUCAAUGAUCCAAAGGUUACGCUGUAUUCACCAAUCUACAAUGUGCUUGGUCAACAGAUCUAUGAAUGGCGCAAUGGUUUUAGUUCGACUGCACAAGCCAUGGUGCAGCACCUCUUCGACACCCAGCCUGCUUUCAAGUCCUAUGACACCCGUCAAGGAUGUCCUCAAUCAAUGCUUCAAGGCUUGAACUACAUAUACAAAGAAGUUGAUGCUAAUUCUUUGCAUGUUAACUUUUUUUCUUCUUAA
This is a messenger RNA of Serpula lacrymans var. lacrymans S7.9, 2055 nucleotides long. RefSeq lists its product as uncharacterized. The transcript has 12 exons. Lineage: Eukaryota; Fungi; Basidiomycota; Agaricomycetes; Boletales; Serpulaceae. The record is from RefSeq and is a predicted model, not a curated record. Bases 1 to 2055 code for a protein of 684 amino acids.